UCCCUGCGUACAAAUACACCCAACCAGUCGUGUUUUGUCCUUGAAUCAACAGAUAUCCAAUUACCCUUUGUCCGUCCGCUUCAGACUCUGUCGAUUCCCCCGACCACCACCAGCAUGUCUGUAGCCGCCACCGCCAAGCGCCCCGAGAUCAUCGAGAUCGCGCGGGGUCUCAACCACGUCCCCAUGAGCGAGGAGUUCGAGAAGAUGAUCUCCGGCAUGAUGUACAACCCCAUCGUGCCGCAGUUGCUGGAAGCGCGUCACCGCGCACGCGGGGUAACGCAGGACUACAACAACCUCGACGCCAAGACGGUCUCCUACGACAAGAUCUUCGACGUGCGCAUGGAGUUGCUGAAGAAGGUCGUUGGCAAAGUCGGAUCCGGCACGUUUGUGGAGCCGCCGUUUCUGCCGGACUAUGGGUGUAACAUCAGCAUUGGGAAGGACUGCUUCAUCAACUUCAAGUUUCACCGCCCUGGACACCAGUCUGAUUCUCAUCGGCGACCGCGUGCAGUUCGGUCCCAACGUCAGCAUCUUCACGGCAGGUCAUGACGUCAGCGUCUUGUCGAGGCGCAAGUUCGUCGAGUUCGGCCACCCGGUCAUCAUUGAGGAUGAUUGCUGGAUUGGUGGCAAUGUGAUUAUUCUGCCGGGCGUGACGAUUGGAAAGGGCUCAACGAUUGCGGCUGGAUCCACGGUCACCAAGGAUAUUCCGCCCUUCUCGGUGGCGGUUGGAAGCCCGUGUCGCGUGAAGAGGACCAUCCCGACCCCCGAGGAAGAGGAACAGGACCCCAACAACCCGUACCGGAACCUGGUCCGUGAGGAUAGAGAGGAAUAAACGGCAGAAAUAAGGAUGGGGGAAUGUGAUAUAGCGAGGACGACGUGAUGAGAUCGAUGACGUAGAUAUACAGACCAGACACGUGACUUUAGGCAUGUUAGCAUACAAAUCAAGCUUUUUC
Messenger RNA from Aspergillus steynii IBT 23096, 950 nucleotides. RefSeq lists its product as uncharacterized. Bases 115 to 546 code for a protein of 143 amino acids. Lineage: Eukaryota; Fungi; Ascomycota; Eurotiomycetes; Eurotiales; Aspergillaceae. The record is from RefSeq and is a predicted model, not a curated record. Gene Ontology annotation, molecular function: acetyltransferase activity. The transcript is spliced from 3 exons.